Carassius auratus (goldfish) is the source of this 685-nucleotide messenger RNA. RefSeq names its product protein BUD31 homolog. Bases 102 to 536 code for a protein of 144 amino acids. The record is from RefSeq and is a predicted model, not a curated record. NCBI's taxonomy places the organism in Eukaryota, Metazoa, Chordata, Actinopteri, Cypriniformes, Cyprinidae. Gene Ontology annotation, cellular component: spliceosomal complex; nucleus. The transcript has 4 exons. Gene Ontology annotation, biological process: mRNA splicing, via spliceosome.
GUGACGUCAACUCCUCGGCGACAGAACUCGGGGAAGUUCUUCAUAUAGCGACUCGCUGUUGAUAAACAACCGAGAGGACCUUCUUAUGAUUAAAUAUUAUAAUGCCUAAGGUGAAAAGGAGUAGGAAACCACCUCCUGAUGGUUGGGAGCUCAUAGAGCCGACCCUUGACGAGCUGGACCAGAAAAUGCGCGAAGUUGAAACCGAGCCACAUGAGGGCAAACGUAAAGUUGAGUCCCUCUGGCCAAUCUUCAGACUUCAUCACCAACGCAGCCGGUACAUUUUCGACCUUUUCUACAAGAGAAAGGCCAUCAGUCGAGAGCUUUAUGAAUAUUGCAUCAGAGAGGGCUAUGCAGACAAGAAUCUGAUUGCAAAAUGGAAAAAACAGGGCUAUGAAAAUCUGUGCUGUCUGCGGUGCAUUCAGACACGUGACACGAACUUUGGCACAAAUUGCAUUUGCAGAGUUCCCAAAGGCAAGCUGGAAGUGGGUCGUAUCAUUGAGUGCACUCACUGUGGAUGCAGAGGAUGUUCUGGAUGAGUCAAGAUGGCAACAACUUACUGAACUUUGAUUUGUAUUUGUAAUACAUUUAUUGAGGUGUCAUUAUGACAUUGGGUCUGUAAAAAUUAUUUUGAUUGUGUAUGCUUAUUUUUUUAAAAUUAUUAUUAAACUUGUGUAUCUUAAUCAUU